AUGCAAGGCCUGGAACCUGGGUCAGUUCUCGAUUCAAAUCUAGGGCUCUUUCCACGCUGCCUGCCAAGGAGCUCCUCUAGGGAGGCAAAGAGGAAAAGCGGCAAUAUUGGAAGCAGGGGGGUGGGGACAGACACCCCUGACCACCGAGUGAGAGGCAAAAGCGAAAAUCUGGUCCAGAGGCGGGAGAAGCCAAAGCGCAGACGGGCGCAGCCGGGGAGGCGCAGCGCGGGUGACAGCUGUCCCAGGGUAGUCGGCGUGGACGCGCGCCCCGCGGGUGCGGGCGGGGUACGUCAGCCUGGAACCCUGGCGUCCCCCAAUCCCCGGGUCAGUGUCAACUCGGGGCACCGUAGAAACGGCCGACCAGCAGGGUGCAGUGGCAGGGCUAAACGGGACCCAGGUCGCCCUCGCGGCCGCGCACCUGUGUGCGCCAGGAGUUGCGAGAGUCGAAGGCGGGGCCCAGCCUUAGGGACAGUGGCAGCGCCGGCGCCUGAGGUCUGCGGCCAUCUGACAGGCCGAAAGCAGACGGCUGGACUAUGGGGGCGCAGAGACCCCGGUGACCACAAGGGGAAGAUCCAGGCCCAGGUCCUGACCCCAACCCCAACCAGGGCCCAACUUCGCCUACUCACCAGGAGCCAAGCGCCGCGAGCCCGCUCAAUCCCCGCGACUGCGGCAGCCGCUCCGGUUAACAACACUCCCCACCCCCUGCGAACCGGAACUUCGAGGGUAAGACACCUCACUUCCGGCGGCGCGGGGCGCGGCGAGGACCGUACCAAGUGUCUCCACAGAUCAUUCCUUCCGACUCCGUGGUGCCCCACCCCUGUUCCCUAUGAGAUGAGUGAUGACCAAGACUCUGCCAGUGUGCCUGUGGUUAUCACCCAGGUGAAGCUGGGGGACUGCAGCUGGCAAGGUGGGGACAAUGGGUUGCUCCAUGCCUGCCAGGACCAGGAGCUCCAGACCUUCCUCCACCUUCUGGAGGACAGUUUUUUCCAGAGUUUCCUCUCCAAAGACCCCUGCUUCCACAUUUCAGAUAAGUACUUCCUGGCCGCGGUGUUGGUCUACUUCCAGCACAUCUGCCUGCCACUUGGCCAGUACAGCAGCCUGUUCUUGGCACUAUGUGUGGCGGGGUUCCUUGCAAAUGACAUGAAGGAAGACUUGGAGGAACCCAAAUGUGAGAUUUUAUCAUGGGGCCUGGGAGAAGCUUGGUGUUCCCGGGUGGGCAGGUCCCUGCAUCAGAGGGACACCCUGUGGGCAUGGAUGGGCUUUCUGGCUGCCAUGAGCCACUGGUGCUGUGAGGAGGCCAUGGCCAAAGAGCUGACCCACUGGGCCUGGACAUGGGAGCAGUGCCUCCACCAUGGUGGUGUUCAGAGGGGCUUCCCUCAAGUCUCUGACCCCUUCUCCUGGGGCCCCAGCCACUCACACCCAUACUGUGCCCUAUGUGGCUUGCCCCAGCACCGUAACCACCACCCCCUGCCUGUGUCAUCUACAUGUCCUUCCCUGCCAAAAUUUCCUGUCAGUGCUCAAGAGCCCCUGGGGGCAGGGGUGGUGAUGGAGGACUUCCUCAUUGUCCUGCCCUCCUAGAUGCAACUGGAGCCAGGUACUACACCUUCCUCAGUGAGUUGGGGACAGGAGCCGGGGGUUGGCCUGGCAGCCAGGAGGCAGAAGUGGGAUGGG
Castor canadensis (American beaver) is the source of this 1671-nucleotide messenger RNA. The record is from RefSeq and is a predicted model, not a curated record. Lineage: Eukaryota; Metazoa; Chordata; Mammalia; Rodentia; Castoridae.